Messenger RNA from Bombus pyrosoma, 6789 nucleotides. RefSeq names its product lateral signaling target protein 2 homolog. Gene Ontology annotation, molecular function: metal ion binding. The transcript has 7 exons. The record is from RefSeq and is a predicted model, not a curated record. Bases 281 to 4003 code for a protein of 1240 amino acids. Lineage: Eukaryota; Metazoa; Arthropoda; Insecta; Hymenoptera; Apidae. Gene Ontology annotation, cellular component: early endosome membrane.
CAGUCUGUGCUCAUCAGUCAGUCAGUCUUACGGACGCGCGAUUCACGUUUGACGUUCAGUUUCGGAUGUGUAGUUCUACCGAAUUCGUCGAUGGUCGUAUGUUUGAUGGUGAUACUUGACGAAAGAACUCGAAUUCGUAUGCGGUUGGCUGGUGUCUCGUGGUGUGACGCUUUCUGGUAAGAUUGUAGUGGCACGUUUCGCUAUGACGCAAGUGUUUUGGCCGCAAGAGGCGCAGUGACGACUCGCCCGUGAGCCUGCCGACAUCCUCGACAGCCCUACGAUGGAGUCGAUCAGAAAAUGGUUCUACAGGCCUAAGAGGGACGAUACGAGCCUGCUCGCUCAGUUUUUCUACGCGGACGAGUCUUUGAACGCAGUCGCUUGCGAGUUGGACUCGUUCGAUGGUCGUCAGGAGCCAGAAAGAUGCACCACGUUGGUCAACCAGCUGCGCCACUGUCAGGACAAAGUGUUAACGAUAUGCAGUCAAAUAAUGGACGAUCUGAUUCCGGAGAGCAGAGCGAACCGAGACUUUAGGGUGAAAUUUCCCGACGACGUGAUGCAGGAGAAUCUCGCUGGACAGCUGUGGUUCGGAGCUGAAUGCUUGGCAGCUGGAUCCUCGAUCAUGAACAGGGAGGCUGAAAGUUCAGCCAUGAGACCGCUGGCAAGGGCUUUGACUAAGUCGUUGGACAUCGUCAGGAAUUUGCUCAGAGAGCACGCGUUAAAAGGUCACAUGAACCUGAAGUACCUUUUUCAGACGCAAUACCCGUUAGACCCAUCCCUGGAGAAGCUGAUCGAGUCGCUGAAGAUCUUCGACCGGUUGUUCGCUGAUUUCGAGCUGUGCUAUGUGGGCGCCAUGGUGCCAGUGAAAUCGACGAAGGAGUACGAGCAGCAGGAGCUCGUUUGCGUUUUAUUUUCGGAGACGCUGCAAAGAGCUCUCGAACGUGGAUUGCUCAGCCAGGCCGAUGUAGAUAAUUACGAGCCGGCUCUGAUGUUUACUAUUCCUCGUUUGGCGAUUGUUUCUGGCCUCUUGGCUCCGCCUGGAGGCCCUCUGUGCCUCAAUUCCCCCGACAACAUCAGCGAAGUGUUUAGACCUUUUAGGUCGCUUCUCCUAAAAAUAAGAGAACUUCUUUGGACGUUAAACAACCGCGAGCUCUACAUGCUGGAGAAACUGCUGUGCUCGAACGAGGAGCCGCCGGGUCCCAUCACGCAGACGUCAAAGUCGUCCGCGUGCCAGGACAUUCCCGACCUGGAGGAGUUUGUUCACAAUUUUUAUACCGGUUAUCCGAACUGUAAAGACUUCAUCGUAGAUUUUUACACAGUGACGAGAAACACGGGGAAUAAUAUGGACGAGGUGGCGGACGACGUGGUUCAAAUCUUAGAGGAAGAAAGCCGUUUGACAGAAGGGAAUAGCGAUCAGGAGGUGGAGGACCGGGGAACAAUGAUAGAAACCGGGCCUAAUCGCUUAAACAUAUCCGUGAACGGGUACGAGGAGGCUGUGAGGUGUAACGGUAACACGAGGACAUCCAGUGAACGAGAAAGUGUUGGUGACGAAGUGCAGUAUCAUAUUAAAAAGCCAGCUAGCUCUUCGAACAGCAGUAGAUACUUAUCUUGCGACGAUAGUCCUUGCUCCAGAAGAAUAGAAUGUCCCGCGAGUCCUGUUUCAAUGGUAGAUUCGAUGGUGGAGCAGGUCGUUCCAGAAGAUAGUAUUUCAAGCGUAAACGAGAAUAGAUGUGGCGAACAAUUACACAAACAGCAAGACGAAUUUAUCACCUCGGAUAUCACCGAGAUAUUAGGCAGCUCUGAUCAUCACAUCGAAAUCCCUCAAACGCAGUACCUGCUGAACCAAGUGUCGCACGAGAACAACGUGACUGGUGAGACGGUACACAUUCAAAACUCUUUGCCUGACUUGGAUUCGAAGAAGCUGAUAUCCGAGGCGAAUAAAACGUUAUCGAAUUUGUUGCUGGAUGGUGAGUGUCAGAACGAGAUCUCCGAGCAGACUGACUCGGGAAUUUGCACGGUGAUUUCGUCGGAGAAUACCAGUCUGUACGAUAAGAGUCCCGAAGAGAAGAAGACUUUCGCCAACGAGAUCCAAGAGGACGAGCACGGAUUAGAUGAUGAGGACACGCAAGAGAAUACCAGUUAUUCUUGUUCCAAUUUGAAUUCACCGAAGAGAAAGAGCUCAACGAUAUCGGAUAACUCGUGCGUCUGUAGUCUAAGAAGCGUGAAGACAGUGGCGUCGUUGGACCACUCGAUCGAGGUGCACAAUUUGCAUGCGGCCAACACAGAGACUGUGAAAAACAUUCCACGAAUAUCGUCCAAUUUCGAUGGGACGAACGAAGAGUUCGUUGGAGUCGCGUACGGAAAUGGGCAGAUUUCCGUCUGCGACUCGAACCAGUCUAGUUUUCAGAUCAAUUAUUCAGAAAAUUGGGAAAAUCUGAAUUUAAGCAUUGACGCGUCUACUUCGAGGAAAGAAUUCUGGAGCGACCUGAAGUGUGAAAACUGCCCCUCCACGUCGCAGAACAUUGAGAAGAUCGGCUCGAAGAUCGAGCAGUAUAACCAGGAUAAGAUCACAACGUCGAAGAAGAUGAAGGACGAGAAGCAGAAGAGACGGCAUCAACGUAAGCACGAACGGAACGGGCAAAAACUUCAUCACGGGGUACAGGAGAGCAGGGUGCAGAACUUUCAAAACGUACGCUCGUCGGCGAGUACGGAGAGCUCCAGAUCAAACUCGACGGAUCGUUGUUUGAAUCCUAGGCUGCUCAGUUACGGAGCAAGUCUGCAUCCCAGCCAGAACACCAGGCAGAUGCCUAACUUUGGAAGCAGCCCUCACGCUAGUCCGCGGUUGCAGCACUUCGAAACUCGUAGCACGCCUGGAUCAGGCCAGAGGACUUCUAGUAUCGCUUCCAGAGCUCAGAGAAACUCGUCUCCGCAAAAUAGAAAGCUUCUCGAUCAUAGGAGAUCUAGGUCAGAGCAAAUUAUCAGAAUGAAGAGGAGAGACUUUGAAAAGAGAGACAAGUACGAACGAGCUAAUCCGAGGUCGGAGCAGACCAAGAGAAAAUUAGGAAGUAGAAGUCCUAAUGAACUGAUGAACGAUGGUUUGGGACCAAGAACGGAUAAAAGCGGCCUGGCAAACGAGAUAAUCUCGCCGGUCACGACGCAGACCGUGUCGUAUGGAAUACAAAAAGACAAUAACACGCAGAGAGCCACGCGAGCUGUGAGGCUGGUGAACGCAUCCACAGUUCAAGGGACGCAGUCGGUCAGUUCGGAUCAUAUUGUGGUUCAUAAGCCGGAUGUUGGGUCCAGUUCGAGCUGCUCGAGUUGCUGUGACUCGAGCUCGGAGACCAGCGAGUUUCAGAGCGAUUGUCAGGACGACGAGGAGAUAGCCUUGGCCAUGCAGGCUGCUGAGAUUGCGAACAAUUACAAGAUUCGAGCGAAAUUUCGGUCAUCCGAGGAUCUCGUUCAUCGUUUAUUCGUUUGUAUAGCCGGUGUGGCAGAUCAAUUGCAGACCAAUUUCGCAUCGGAUCUGCGCAAUAUCUUGAAAUGUGUGUUCCUGAUGAACAGUAGUCAAACCGUGGAAGACGGUGAGAUAAAGGAUGAAAGUUCAGUAUCUGAAAAUCAUGUGACAAGUCCGUUGAAUGAUACGGUUACAAAUCAUGAUCGACAGGAUUUAUUACAAGAAUACGAGGACGAUUUGGAAGAGACUGCCAUCACCACCGAUCAUAAUACGUCGACCAUAACCGAGCGCGGCGAGGAGUGUGUGGAGAGGGCACCAGCUUGGAUACCGGACAAUGACGCGCCUCGUUGUAUGGCGUGUCAAGCAGGGUUCACGGUGGUGAGACGCAGACACCAUUGCAGAAAUUGUGGCAAGGUGUUCUGCGGUCGUUGCAGCAGCAACAACGUUCCCCUGCCUCGUUAUGGGCACACGAAGCCUGUCAGGGUAUGCAACAGGUGUUUUCUGUAUCAGGUGACGCCGUUCACGGUGUCCCCAGUGACGCCAGCGAGCUGAGCUUUGGAACAACGAGGUGAGAACGCAAGAUUCUUAGAUAGUUAAAGGCAUUAAGGAGAAGCCUAUGAAGAUCGGCGAGAAAAUACGAAUACCAUAGACUGAGAAUAAGAAAAAAAGAAGGAAAAGGAAAUUAAAUGGCCCUUAUGAGUCGGCUAACUGUGUAUUAUAUCAAAUGUUCGCUCAGCGAUAGUGAUCAAAUAGCGGUAUCUAAAUGUUUAAUAUCAAACCAGCGACAAUGGGACUAGCGAUAGGUGGGCCGUGAUCUUGUUUCAACUACUAUCAUAUUCUAUCGAUGAAACUCUUUCGUUGGAAGGAGAGACGUUUGCAUCAAUACGUAUUCUUAGUGGGAGAAAUUAAUACGACAAACGCGAUGUCAAUACUCAUAAUCUCAAUACUCGAAUAAACGAAUUGAUAGAAAUAUCGAAACACCUUUAAGACACAAAACUUUCAUUCAAUCUAAUCAACUUCUUGGAAUUUCCGCUGAAAUGUGUAUUGAAAUAUGUGGAAAAAAAUAUGUACAAGAAAUUAGAAGGAAUUAAUAGAAAUUCUGAAAAAUUUUUAAAACGUAAGAACCUAAUACACUAUAAUCGACUCUUUCGAAUUUCUAUCGAAAUAUGUGAAAAAGGAAAAAGAAAAUUACGAAAGCUUUUAAACGAAUUAAGAGAAAUUGUGAAACAUUUUUAUUCCACACAAUCGUAAUUCAAUCUAAUCAACUCUUUCGAAUUUCCAUUGAAAUAUUAAAAUGUGUAUUGAAAUAUGCAAAACAUUACGUAUUUAGUCAACUAAUUUACAUUUCUUCCACUCGAAAUAUGUUCUGAAAAAAACGUUGUUGCUCCACUUUCUUCCUUUAUUAGAAAGACAAUUGAGUAUAAAGUUGCUCGGGUCGGAACCGGCGAUUCGAGAAUCAACGACUGUUGUAAAUAGCGCGAAAACUUGCGAGCGAGCGUACAAGAGAAAAGCGAACUGUGUGAUGAUCGUGACAGAACGAAGGGAGAGAGCGAACUUUCCGUUUUUCACCGGCAUUCGAAGUACACGCGCUGGCGAAUCGUGAUAAUACAUUAUAAACCCGUUAAUCGUACACUGUGACUUUCACGUAAGCUUUAAAUAGCGAUAUUUACUAGCAUCACAUUGAGUGUACUACGAUCUGACGAUUCUUCGAAGCAUAGCGUACACGUGCAGCGGCCUGUUGCUAAUUUCUGUGCCAAAUUUACGUGACAAUAAGUUUUCUCUUGAUUAAACGCCACCUUCUUAUAUGAAUACGAGUUUCAAUAAAUCGACACAGACUAUAUUCUAUAUAUAUAUAUUAUUAUAUAUUAAUAUAUAUCAUAUAAUAAUAUAUGUAUAUUUAUUUAUAUCUAUCACAUGGACCGAAAUUUGUCACAUUAGACUGCGAAUUUUUAUGCAUUUAUAGGAAAUUUCCAGGUGCAGGAAUGUAAGAAAUGUUCAAAGCGAAGUACUCUUUUUUUUAAAUUAUAGUCAGAUUUACUAUUUCGGUUAUUACCCAUUGUAAGAACUAUUACAUUACUCUUGAUGCAACUACGUUUAAUAGCGAAUAACGAACAAAAACUUGCAAACUUAAUUAUUCUUGUUACGAUUAUUCUAAUUAUAUUGUGAAGAAUUUUUUCUUUCUUUACGUAUCGAUGGAAAAUUUAAAGAUGUAAAAAUGUGCAAAAUGGACCUAACAUGCGAAAAUAUAAGAAAUAUUCAAAAGCAAGUACAUGCUUGUUAUAACAUUUAAUGGGUGAAAUAUAUCUUUAAGCCAUUAUAUAUCAUUAAGUAUCAUUUUUCUCUGUUAUAUUAACAAAAACAUAUAAUUGCAUAAAGAUCCGCGGUCUGCUCAUCAUUCAGCGAGUUCAUUGUCCGAGCGAGAACGUUUGAUCAUCUUCUAUGACGGUACACGGUCCAGUGAACAGGUACAACGUCGAAAGGGAAUUUGUCAGCAAUUUAUUUGUUAGAAUGUGAACAUGAGAAUCGUAGAUUUCAGAGAGCGUUUUAAUUAGACAGCUGCCGCUGUCCGUGUACGAUUUCGAUUUUAAAAGACUGCUUUCGAUUGUAGGCUGUUCAGAUAUUGUAUAAUAGGUUCGAUGAUUCGCCGUAGUUGUUGCUGAGCCGAGCGAUUGUGCUUUACGCAGCUGCGGAAGGGUUGGGCAGUAUUCUUGGAUUAUUAUUAAAUUUACUUAUUCCAGUGCGAUUAUAAAAUAUGUUUUAAUACCGAACAUUUUAUGUGAACAGUUUGGUAUUGGAAAAAUUGAGAAUGAGAAGAUGCGAAAAUAAGUGUUUUAUUUUUGUUCAAGUUUUGAAAUUUAUUUUAACUUUUGGUUAUUUAAUAAUGAUUGAUUUAUAAUUGUAUUUCUUUUAUUUGACAAAAAAAGAAAUUUGAAUUGGGUAAACGUUUUUUGGAAUAAUUUGAAGAGUUUAUUUUAGAAAGUUAUUUUUUGACGACUGAUGUAUUUUGUUUAACGACUGAUUUGCGAAUAAUGGAAGCGAAAAUUCGUGAAACGGCGCCCUACUCUGUGUCGUGUGUCAAUUUCAUUGCGUGACCUUAUUCAAUUCUCGAUAUGAAAGGUACAGAGACCACGUGUUACAAUUUCGAUUACUCGCACAACUAAUAUGUUUGGACUUUGUUUAAUAUUAGAGCAACAAUUUAUUUCUUUAUUAUCCUGAUUAGUGAAGGUAUCGUGUAACCUUAUGUACAAAUUCGUCUAUAUAUUUCAUAUUUGCUACAUUAAUAAACAAAGGUAUUGUCUUGGACAAUACACUUUUAUAGCAUACAAAAAAUACAAAAA